AUGAGCGAAAAGUACGAAAACCAGGGGUCUUCGCAGGCCUCCAUGACCCCCCAGACCUCCGCCUCGAGCCUGCCCCCUCCGGAGAAGCCCAGCGCUAUACAGACUCGGUUUAGGGUGGUGGCUGCAUUCUGGGCAGUUAUUCUAUUUCUUGGGUUUCCGAUAUGGUGGAAGACGACAUCUAUCUACCGUGCUGAGCUGCCUCUCCAAGAGAUGCUCGACUGGGCUGGUGGGAAGAGUUGUCGUCCUGUCUUUCCGGUUGAUAUCAGAUUUGAGAUUCCGUCGCUGCCGGAAAUCGAGGCGCAACAGCUUCUCCGCACAACCCAGCAUACCCUGGACGAUUUGAACGAGUUCUCCGCGCACCAUUUGCGCUUGAAACUUGCAAACGAGGAGGCGCAACAGGCAAUAGAGAAGGCCGAUACGGCAUUGACGGUUCGUCUCCUGGCGCAAGAUGAUUUGGCCAGCCCGCGUUCCGAGCUUCAGACGGACUCUACUACGCUCGAUGUCUUCUAUCCCCCGAGCCAGAUUCCACCGCCUGCGUCGGCCAAUUCGCCUCUUUCCUCCUUCAUUGCCGGAGAAUUGCAGCGUCUAUUUGCGGAGGAGAAAGCGACCAUAGCGCAUAUCUUGUCGAACAAUGCAGUUGGCGCUAUUACGCCGUCGUCGAAUAGCCAGGCGCAACAAAUCUCCCCCCAGCUUGCAGAGAGCAUCACCAAACGGCUGCGACGAUCAAUGAAGUAUGCAGAGACAUAUCAUCUCGCUUUCUCUCUAUUCACACCCGGAUCUGCCCCCUCUUCUUGGGAUAUUGAAUCUGCUGUCCAGGACUAUAUAUCUCCAAUCGUUCAAGCGCUUUCUCCUAUCAGCAACUUCACCAUCGACACCCAGGUCCAGCUCUACGCAACCUUCUCCCCAACAACACCCGCUCCCGAGUACGACGAAACACAAGGCAUCUGGACACUGAAAGAAGAGAACCUCAGCGCCUUCAUCAACGCCGCUGAAUGGCCCCUUAACCCCAGCAUCGGCACAGGCCCAACAAUAAACUUCAUCCUCUACGUCCCUAGCCCGGAGCACUUCCCGCUCCUCGUGAAGGAAAGCAAAGCAACAAGCUGGAUAAUCCCACAAUGGGGCGGCGUCUUCAUCCUCAACCCUCCCCUUCCCACAAGACCCGACCCAGACACAGACACAGACACAGAAAGAACAACAGCGAAAUCCCUCUCAAACCCACCGCACCUCUCCCGCACCUCCCUCCGCCCCGCCUUCCUGACUUUCUCCCACCAACUUCUCAGCCUCCUCGGCACCCCUUCAACCCCAACCUCUCUCCCCCUCCGCCUGCAAACUCUCAUCCGCAUCCGAGCGGCAACCCUCCUCCUGUCCGCCUCCUCGACCCUCGGCUCCCUAGCGCGCCUCACCGAAUCCCUCCCUUCAAUCCCCAUCCCCGCCCCCGUCGCGCUCUCGGUCUCCACGACCCUCUCUCACCUCUCAGCCUCGUGCGAGAGCCUGCGCAAUGGCCGGUUCCAGGAUGCGCUCGCGAGCGCUCGCGUCGCAGAGACAGAGGCCGAGCGCAGCUUCUUUGAGAAGAGUAUGGUUGGCCAGGUGUAUUUCCCCGAUGAGCACAAGGUUGCGGUGUAUUUGCCGCUUCUGGGUCCCAUUGGGGUUCCACUUGUGCUGGGGCUAUUGAAGGAGGUUAGGAGGAUUGUUGUUGGGUGGAAGGGGGCGAGGUCUGCAUAA
This is a messenger RNA of Aspergillus calidoustus, 1722 nucleotides long. The record is from the annotation of a GenBank genome assembly. Lineage: Eukaryota; Fungi; Ascomycota; Eurotiomycetes; Eurotiales; Aspergillaceae.